AUGCUCCACUUUGAGCAUAGUAAUGCCACCUCCACCGCGAACAUACUCAGUGGUAGUUCGGUCACAGCGACUACGUCACGCGCAGUGGAUCUAUCGUCGCACUCGUCGCACACGCAGCCCGCUGUUGGCGGCGGCGGCGGCGGCCGACCGGCUCCUUGCACGGACCGCGCCCCGCACUCACCCCCGCCGACACCCGUCGUAUCCCGCGCAUCGGAAGACGUAGCAUUAUGCACGUUAUCAGACAAUGUUAAUAAAAAUAUGCCUCGCGUACCUACUACAGUAUUGUUAGCCACCGCUCGUGUUUUAAUGAUCGAUAGAGACGGUAACGAACAUUAUAUUAGAGCAUUAUUGGACAGUGCUUCUCAAAAUAAAAUAACCGAACGUUUACCGACUGUUAGUGUCGAUAUUUCAUUAUUUUCAAAUUUUAAAAAUUUGCCUUUAGCCGAUGAUAGUUACGCUACUCCUGGGAACAUUGACAUGUUAAUCGGUGCCUCAAUUUUCCCGCAUUUAAUAUUGUCCCGUAAGGUUAAAGGUCAACCCGCAUACGUCUCGCCGUAUGCUAUUGAGACCGUAUUAGGCUUUGUUAUUGUAGGUUCAGCUCCCGCUAGAUCAAAUACCGAUACUUCCGUGUCUAAUAUGUUAGAUAAUUGUAAUUACACUACCACCGCGCAUUGUUGUGUUACCGAACCCACGAUGGAAUCCGUUCUAUGUAGAUUCUGGGAAAUGGAAGAGGUGAAUGUUGCACCGAUUCUCAGCCCGGACGACAAGGAGUGUGAAGCUAUUUAUGCUGGCACUACCACUCGCGAGGACGACGGUCGUUAUACCGUCGCGCUUCCCUUCAAGGGUAAUGCACAUUCUCUUGGCGACUCGCGUCGAUUAGCCGAGAAAUGUUUCUUUUGUCUCGAACGCAAAAUGCAGGCUUCGCCUGAACUCAAGCAAGCCUAUGAUGACGUCAUUACGGAGUAUUUAGAUAAGAGUUAUAUUUCACCCGCACCCGUUAAUGAUGAUAGUAAUGCUCCUUCGUAUAUAAUACCGCACCAUGGAGUUAUUCGAAAGGAUAAACUCACGUCUAAAUUGCGCGUCGUACUCAAUGCUAGCGCUAAAACUAGCACGUCCGUAUCUCUCAACGAUCUUCUUUAUAAUGGACAGAAUUUACAACGCAAUUUAUUUGAUAUUAUAGUUAACUUCAGAUUAUUUUCAGUAGCUCUCUCUGCCGAUAUUAGGCAAAUGUUUCUUUGCAUUCGUAUUAGAGAGAGUGACCGCAGAUUUCAACGCAUAUUGUAUAGAUUUUCGCCUGACGAACCUCUCCAGGUUUAUCAGUUUAAUCGCGUUUGUUUUGGACUCAAAUCGAGUCCGUUUCUUGCACUGCGUACUAUUAAGCAGUUAGCCACCGACGAAGGCGAAUCGUUCCCAAAAGCUAAGGAAGCGGUUCACACCGGUCUGUACAUGGAUGAUUUAGUAUAUUGUCUAGAUAGUGAAGAUGAGGCUAUCGUCACAGCUGCUGAGAUCAUCUCACUCAUGAAGGCCGGACAAUUUGAUCUUGUCAAAUGGACGAGCAAUUCGCAACGCCAUGUUGACAUCACAAAACGCAGUGUGGUGAACAUCAUUGGCUUCGCAGACGCUAGUGAAAAGGCUUAUGGUGCUGUUGUGUACUUCCACGUCGAGAAUGAUGGUGUGAGUACUGUGCAUCUUAUAAGUGCAAAAUCUAAGGUUGCACCCCGCAAGGUCGUGUCGUUGGCCCGACUCGAACUUUGCGCAGCGCUUUUGCUCGCUAAUUUAAUUAAUAAUAUUGUUACCGCUGUUAACAACCGCUAUCCAAUUAAGGCAAUACACGCAUUUUCUGAUUCAACAGUUGCUUUAUGUUGGAUCCACGCAUCGCCCCACAGGUGGGAUACUUUUGUCGCGAAUAGAGUUUCUAAAAUUCAAUCUCUGCUUUCACCGCACAAUUUUUAUCACGUGUCUGGUUCGGACAAUCCAGCCGACUGUCUAUCGCGAGGGCUUACUCCUGCCCAAAUAAUUCACCACCCCCUAUGGUUCAACGGCCCGCAGUGGGCUAAAUCCACCUUUUCGGAAUGGCCAGUCACCACUUUCAAUCCUUCUGCUGUUAUGGACCCGCCUGAGGAGAAGAAACUCUCCUUUGUUACUCGUACACCGCCAGAAGAAUCGGUUUUCAUCGCUCUGGCAAAUCGCUUUUCUUCUUGGUCCAAGCUUCUUCGCUGCGUAGUUUAUGUCUGUCGUUUCGCAAAAUUAUUAACCCCGCUAAAAUUCAUAACCGCAGCAGAUUUAGAUUACGCAGAACUUGUAAUCCUUCGAGAAUUACAGGCUUUGUAUUUUCAUGGGGAAAUUAACAAUUUACAAAAUGGAAAAUUUUGUUCCCGAUCACUUCAGCGACUCAAACCCUUCAUUCUAGAAGGUAUAAUUAGAGUCGGUGGUCGUUUGAGAAAUUCGAACUUGAAUUUUGAUCAGAAACACCCUAUCGUUCUUCCCCGGAAACAUCAUAUAUUGGAUUUAUUAGUAGACUAUCACCAUAAAGUUAAUUGUCAUGCUGGUCCUGAUUUACUGAUGUCUAUUUUAAGGCAGAAAUAUUGGAUUUUAUCUGCCCGCAACUUGAUUCGCCACAGAGUGCACAAAUGUGUACCUUGUUUUAAACUUCGUCCGAAAUCGACAUUUCCAGAAAUGUCAGAUCACAAACCCUGUCGUGUUCUUGAAACAUUAAAACCAUUCAUGCACACAGGUACCGAUUAUGCUGGUCCUUUCAAAAUAACUAUAACACGUGGUCGUGGCAUACGGUCUACUAAAGCUUAUAUUUGUUUAUUCGUUUGUUUAACAACCCGCGCCGUCCAUAUAGAAUUGGCAGGAGAUUUAAGUACAGCAAGUUUCAUGUCAGCUCUUAAACGGUUUUUAUCUCGUCGUGGUCCUGUAGCUCAUAUCUACUCCGAUAAUGGCACUAAUUAUAUUGGAGCAAAACGCACGCUUUCGGAACUUCACGCAUUUUUGAGCUCUAAACAUUUUAACACCGAAUUUGCGCACGUCUUGUCAGAAAACCGCCUGACUUGGUUUCUCAACACUCCCGCUGCUAGUCACUUCGGAGGUAACUGGGAGACUAAUAUAAAAAGUUUGAAAACGCAUUUGUUCAGGGUCGUUGGGGUUCAAGUUUUAUCAUUUGAGGAAAUGAUUACGGUACUCACGCAAGUAGAGGCAAUCAUGAAUACUCGACCAUUAUGUCGGACUUUAUCUAAUGAUCCGUCAGAGCCGCUUGCACUAACACCCGCACAUUUUUUAAAUUUUACUCCGUUGAAAUAUUUGCCCGCCGCAGAAAUAGCUGACAGUUCUUUGAUUUCACGCCACGCAUUAUUAGACAGAUUAGUGCAAACGUUCUGGAAGCGAUGGAGAGCGGAGUACCUGCACACAUUACAAUCUCGCGAAAAAUGGAAUACGCCCGUCAAUCAGAUGACUGUCGGAACUGUUGUAAUUGUACGUACUGAAAACGCGCCACCACUUCAUUGGCCUUUAGGGGUUAUUGAAGAGGUCUUUCCGGCUUCUGACGGCGUAAUUCGGGUUGUUCGUGUAAAAACUGCAACCGGCUCCUAUUUGCGCCCGGUUGUACGUCUGUGCCCCUUACCUAGACAUUAG
Molecule: messenger RNA, 3633 nt
Organism: Achroia grisella
Lineage: Eukaryota; Metazoa; Arthropoda; Insecta; Lepidoptera; Pyralidae
Exons: 3
Coding region: 1-3633 (1210 amino acids)
Biological process (GO): DNA integration
Molecular function (GO): nucleic acid binding
Source: RefSeq, a predicted model, not a curated record